Molecule: messenger RNA, 4928 nt
Organism: Physcomitrium patens
Lineage: Eukaryota; Viridiplantae; Streptophyta; Bryopsida; Funariales; Funariaceae
Source: RefSeq, a predicted model, not a curated record
UGGCGAGGCAGCUUGAGCUCUCUCUCACACAGCACUUCGGGGAUGGCGCACUAUCUGGCGAUGUUUUACGGCGUCUGAUGUGUGAGCUAUGGGGAUUUGGACCGGGAUUUGAAGCUUGGAGGCAGUGUGAGCGGUUUUUUUGGAGGCGGAGUGUAUUUUUUGGCGUCGGAAUCGGUGGAUUGUGGACGGAGGACGGGAAAUGAGAGGCGAUGGGAGACAUGCGGUGUGGGAAGGAGCGUGGGGGAGGUAAAGCAGGUGAGGAGCAGCGGUGCGAGAGGGGCAAGGAAAGGCGAGAGAGCAGUAGAGGAGGUUUAGUUUGAGAAAGAGUGUACUCUCGUGGUUUUGAGGAUGGUUGGAGGUAUUGACCAGGUGAUUGAAGGGGAGGGGCUCUAUGGUGUAAUGAGGAGUAGCUAGGGUUUGGUCAUGGUGUAGGGCAGGCAGUAGCGCUUGGGAUUGAGAGCGAGGGCGUGGCGUUCUCGUGGAUGUUGCUUGGAUGGAGUCGGGUGGACGUCGAUCCGAAGCGCGCUCCCGGCUACACAGAGUGUUGCAGGUGGGGGGAGUUACAAAAUGGUCGAUUGCUGGAAUUCUGGAGGCGACAUCAAGACACAGCUCAACCGUGUAUCUUCACCCACUGGGCUAGUUGGAGAGGGAAGUGGGAUAAGUCUCACUGAGCUCGAGAGAUCAUCGUCUUCAGCGAAUGAGAUGGUCAGCCCUUCGGAUGUUGUACUUGUUGGGCGAUCUUUGUCGAGACGGCCAAAGAGGAGCCUGAAAGCGUCUAUAUGGUUGAAGUUGACUCUGUUCAUUGGCACACUGGUGGUGGUGACAGGGGGUGUAUUGUCUCUGGUAAUGUGGUUUAAUUCCCGAGCCCAGCUUGUGCACGAAAUAGAAAGACGGCUUACCACAGUAGCUGUUCUUAGGACAGAACAGCUGCAAGAUUACCUCAAUGGUGAGAUUGACAAAAUGCAGCUGAUUGCUACAAGGGUGCAGAUAAUCAACUAUUUAGCAAGUCGAGCGAAUGUAAAUGAAUCCACUGCAAUAAGGGAUUUAAGUUCAGCUGUUGCAGUAGUAUCGGAGUUCAUGAGUGCAGCUAUCUACAACAGCACAGGAUCUUUGAUGCUGUCAACCAAUAUUGCGGAGUAUGAUCCAAUGUUAAGCGCAUCGACACUCAAAUUGGUGCAGACGGAUGUACAUUUCGAUAUGCCAGUAUCUACACCAGAUGGUUGGAAAUACUUGGUGGCAAGAAAUAUCACCAUGAAGAAUUCAAGUAUAGUUGGAGUAUUGGUUGCAUGGGUCAAUGCCUCUAGACUAGAGAAAUUGGUGACCGAUAGAACGGGUCUCCAAAAUACUGGAGAGCUUGUAGUUGGAGUUCCAGAAGGCGACGGAGUGCAUCUGGUACUUCCACCAUCACUUGCUAGUUCUGUAAAGAACAUUCCUCUCAAUGGUGCUAUAAAACUUGCCUGUGUAUUCGGGCUGAAUGGAACAUUGAUUGAAAAGGACUAUCGAAGACAAAAGGUCAUUGUGGCUUACACACCUGUUGGGUAUCAAAACUGGGGAUUGCUUGCAAAAAUGAGCGAGGAGGAAGCAUUCAAACCAGUACAGAAAGUUCGCAUUGUGAUUAUCGUAGCUAUGAUAAUUAUUUUGCUCGUGGGAGUUCUGGCAUCUCUUGGGCUUGCUAAGCUUUUUACAGCCCCAAUUAUUGAAUUGGGAAAGGUGGCUACAGCUAUUAAAGGUGGAGAUAUGGGGGCGCGAGUGAAGAUUGGGUCUGUAAUUUUUCGGGAUGAAAUUGAUGAUUUGAGACGAAUUUUUAAUAACAUGGCUGAAGAAAUCGCAACUAGUCAUGCUGAAUUGAAACAAAAGUCUAUGCAAGUCAGCGAGAGGAUUCGGGAAUUGGCUCGAGUUAAUGAUGCUUUGAAAGCUGAAAUAGAAGAGAGAAAGAGAGUGGAAGAGGAAGUUAAAAAAGCCAAAGAUGCUGCUCUGCAGGCUGACAAGAUGAAGUCGCAAUUUUUGGCUAACAUGUCACAUGAGAUCAGGACUCCAUUGAAUGGAAUCAUCAACUGCACAGAACUUUGUCUGGAUACUCGAACUUCUCCUGAGCAACAAGAGUAUCUUGAUCUGGUUCGUUUUUCAGCGAAACACUUGUUAAGAAUCAUUACAGAUAUCUUAGAUUUUAGUAAAAUUGAGGCUGGAAAGCUGGAAAUGGAAGACAUUCAGUUCUCAUUGUAUGAUCAGCUGGAGCAUGCAGUCUCCGUCUUGGCUGUCCGUGCCAACAAAAAAGGUCUCGAGUUAGCCUGUCAGGUGGAUCACACUGUUCCUGAUCAGAUUAUUGGUGAUCCAGGGCGACUUUUCCAAGUUUUUGUCAACCUUAUAGGAAAUAGUAUCAAAUUCACUGCAGAAGGAGAGGUUAUUGUUUCGGCUAAGGUCAAGAGUCGGAAUGAAGAUAAUAUUGAGCUUUUGUUUUCUGUUAGAGACACUGGAAUUGGGAUACCAAAGCAAAAGCAGUCCUUGUUGUUUCAGGCUUUCUCCCAAGUGGAUUCAUCAACCACGAGGUUAUAUGGAGGAACAGGUUUGGGCCUUGUGAUAUCUUCGAAGCUAGCCGCAGCUAUGGGGGGAACAAUGUGGGUUGAGAGCGAAGGAAAAGGAAGUACAUUUUCCUUCACUGCGAAUUUCCAUAUACCGCCUGCCUGUGAUCUCCCAUCUUCCUUAAAUGUGGAGAGCUUGAAGAACAUGCAUGUCCUUGUUGUGGAUGAUAACAAUGUCAACCGGAACAUUUUGGUAGAUAUGCUUAAGGUUUGGGGCAUGAUAUCCGAGGGCGUUGAUGGAAUUGAACCGGCGAAAGUUGCUUUGCAAAAAGCUGCAGAUGCGGACCAGCAGUUUCGAGUAUUGUUGCUAGAUAUGUGGCUUCAUGGGAAGGAUGCAUCUGAACUUGUUAACUUUCUUCAUGAAAGACCUAAUUUGCUCGGAACAUCUCCCCGCAUUACCCCUUUGCACAAAGGAGAUAGCAAUUUGAUGGUUCGAGCUGUCGGCGAUUUAGAAGAGUCGGAAUCUGAAAGUGAAGGGGAUGAGGUCGACCCAGAAGUUCCUGAUUCUGUAAGGAUGUCCCUCGAAGAUGCUAGUUUAAACAAGAAUCAAAAGGAUAAAAACGAUAACAGUUUAUCUAGGGAUUCAGAUGGGUCUGGAAACAGUGACAAGUCGAUAUCACGGAUUUUGAAGGGGUCAUCCCUCCGGAGUCAGGAAUCACAAAUCAGGCUCGGAAGAGCAAGUCUGAAUCGCCCUAUUUCGAGGCCUGGUUCAGCUAAUGGGCAUGUUCCUUCCAUUAUAAUGCUCACCUCAGUUGAUCAUUCAGAUGCAACAAAAUGUCGGCAACUUGGAGUACAAGUGCACAUCUCAAAGCCGGUGAAGCGAGUUGUCUUAGUUCGUGCUUUACAUCUUGCUCUAGGAAUAUCUGAUAGCAAACCCAUGGCACAGGGACAACCGAAUGGGAGUCUAUGUGUUACAGACUUGGCACAAGAGAAUGGGGAGGAGGGUAAAUCAGUGACUGAAAUUGCUGAACCUAGCCGAGGUCUACACAUUCUUGUUGCUGAGGAUAACAUUGUGAAUCAACGCGUUGCUGUUACUCUCCUACAAAAGUGGGGCCACACUACUGUUUUAGCUUGCAAUGGCCAGGAGGCUGUUGAGAAGUCAGCAGAGGAGGAUUUUGAUUUGAUACUUAUGGAUGUACAAAUGCCAGUUUUGGAUGGGUUUCAGGCAACGACAAAAAUAAGGGAGAUGGAGUCAAAUAGGGAUCCAAGUCGUGGCAAGAGAGCUCGAUUUAUGCCCGUUGUAGCUAUGACUGCUCAUGCAAUGUCCGGAGACGCUGAGCGCAUUAUCUCUGCAGGUAUGGAUGGAUAUAUCAGUAAACCUUUGAACGCGAAGAAACUUCAGGAGCUUCUUCAAGCAGUUGCAUCAGGACAGCUUUUGAAGUCACAUUCUUUAAUGCCCAUAAUCGACAAAGUUACAUGACACUGAAGCCUAGAAUUAUCACUCUAUCGAGCCACUGUCCGUCAUGAAUACCAGGAUACACAUCAGGUUUCGCAGGAUCGCACUUGGAUGUGAUGAAUUGAGUAUCUCUGAACCGCUCACUGAAAAUAUCGAUUAUAGAAGCAGGGUUUUGUAUGUUAUUCACUUUCAACAGCUUGGAAGCAGAUGCAAGUUGUAGAUGCAGCUUAAAUUUUGCAAUUUAUUUUCACGAGGCAUUGGAAGGAUCCAAUGAUAACUUUCGGUAUGGGGAUGUGAUUCCUCAUGAGCUCAAGGUGGCUGCCAGUUACUAUCCAGGGGAUGGGAGUGCUUCACGUCAGCGUCCACACUAUCAGAAAAAUUCGCCAGCUCAAUGAUGUAUAGAAUUGAUCCAACUGGAAACUCUGAUGAAACCAUACACAAUCUAUUUUUGGCGGAUGGAGUACAAGCGAGGCGUCCAAUUGAUGCCCAAUUGGAAUUCACUGAAUAGAUGAAUAGAGCGAAGAACUCAGCAGGCGCUUGGUUCGUGACUGUCAAUGUCAUUGCAAAGGGGUAAUGAGGUUGAAUUGAGUCGGUCAGUUGGCUUUCCACACUGAAUGUACAUGAAUUAAGUAUUUCGGUCCCAAAGAGGUUCCACCUGCCAUGGUCAGAAUUCAUACCAAAGCCUUAAGUCUGGCAUGCUUUUCUUUUGUUCAUUCCGGGACUAUGUUAAUAGUGCAUCAGCAUUCAUUACUUAAUCCUCACCACGGAUUUAGCGUAGGUCUUGUUUGUUUCAGAAUCAAUUGGUCCUUAGAAAAGGAUACACAAUUAAAAAUAGGCAGAGGUAUCUUGGCAAUUCAGGGGCCGUAUUGCAUGCUAGACAUGUUAAGGCCCUUGUGAUGUGGACUACUUUACUUUUUUCUGGAAUUGAUUAUUUUCCAUUGUGUUAAUCCAAA